AUGGGAUCGGAGACAGUACACAAACUUGGUGUGAUAGAAUUCACAGACAAGAACACAAACCCUGAGACAGAAUCAUGGUGGGAGACAUGCAAUUUGCAAAAAGCUAUUCGAUCUCCCAACUCAAACAGAGGUCCAAAACAAGUCCUCUACGGCUACGUCGGCCAAAUCCCCUUCCUUCCUCUCUACACCAUCCAAGUAAUCCAAAAUUUCUCUAACGUCAUGUGGCAUAUCGGAAACCCCGCUUUCGAUGAAAAUCUUGUGGUGUACACAAAGUUGGCGGCGGAGGUGGAGAGGAUAGCGGUGCGAAUGGUGUGCGAGAGCUAUGGUGUCGGAAAAUACUACGACUCAUACGUGGAAUCUGCUAACUACCUGUGCAGAACAAAAGUUUUAUGUCAACUAUCCAUCAAAAUCAAGUUGAUGGUCUCCAGAUUAAAGCCAAAGAUGGUGAAUGGUUCACAGUUCAUCACCUCUCUCCCUCCUCCAUCAUCGUCAUGGCUGGCAUGGAGCAAUAAGAGGAUAAAAUCCCCCCACCACAGAGUGACAAUGGAGGGAAACGAAGCAAGAUACUCGAUUGCCCAAUUCUCAUUCAUGGAGAAAGAUAUGGUGGCGACGCCCGAUGAAUUCGUGGACCAAGAUCAUCCUCAGCAAUACAAGCCAUUUGAUCACCUCAAAUUUCUUGAUUUUUUCAGCCAAGAAGAGAACAGAAAGCUGGAGAGUGCUAUCACAACCUAUUGUGGUGUUUCACAGUAAUGCCAUUUCCCAACUGUUUCUGUAAUAAAUUGUGUGCAAGGAAACUAACUAUGGUAUUGGUUUUCAGUGUUGGUUUGCAACUUAAUUAAUUAUAAGAGUUUUUUGUUUUGCAAAAAUGUAAGUGUGCGGGGCUAUACCUUCUUGUAAUUGUUGUUUGGAAUAAUAAUUUCAAC
Molecule: messenger RNA, 923 nt
Organism: Salvia miltiorrhiza (redroot sage)
Lineage: Eukaryota; Viridiplantae; Streptophyta; Magnoliopsida; Lamiales; Lamiaceae
Product: deoxypodophyllotoxin synthase-like
Exons: 5
Coding region: 1-750 (249 amino acids)
Source: RefSeq, a predicted model, not a curated record